CCGUCGCACACACGAUAUACCAAUUCUAUCUCAGGCUAAGACAGACAUUAUACAACCUAUACGUCCGACCCAAUUGAAUUAUUCUCCUUUAUACAAUUACUUCUUUACGCAGUCGAUUACAGUUGCGACAACAAAAUUAACUCGGCGGAAGUGCUCCGGUCGCCAGGCUGGAUGCCAUAACCCGCCGUGAUGGAUAGUGCAACAUGUAAUGUCAUCUACGUGGACCGUAACGUGCUCGAAGACCGAACACUUGGGUCCGACGGCACGGAAUUACCGGAGACUGGCGAGCUUCGGGGUAACUUAGGACUAUUGCUCGAUGCCUUCGGCGACGUACAUGCGUGCGCAAGUGGCGCUGCCUGCAUAUCUAAGCUGUUCCACUUGCAUGAUACAUCUAUGGUAGAGCUUAAACCAACGCUUGUACUGAUCGAUACGCCGUACGACGAGCAAUCGUUAGAAUCACACUCUUAUGAACGUGAUCAUUCCCCAUGCUCUGAAUUGUCGCGGGGCGAACUGACGGAGGGCGACUUGGUAGGAGAAUUGUACGGAUUGAAAUUACUGGAGCGAAUUGUCUACGAAACCCAUCUAAGGAGCCUUACGAGAUUAGUCGUACCUAUUCCUAUUAUUAGCUUUCCCUCACUGCAGAGCCCGCCGGCGAACGAUGGUGCAAACGAUGGCGCGAACGACGAACCCGUAAAGUCUGGUUAUUCCGGCUAUCUCUCCGAAGCUCCGGGUAUAACUAACAAAUCGUUAUCCAGCCGCGCCCUGUUGAGAAGGUGUUUGGACUCUGGUGCUGUGGAUGUGAUGGCUAGUCCACUGCAUAUUAAAACCCUCCCAACACUUGAAGUACACGCGUACCGGGCUCAUAAGCAGGCCGCUAGGGAACAACAAGCAGCGUUGGAAGUUUCGAGAGGUCGUAAGAGGUCAUGGGUGGGCGUAAAUGAGGGCCAGCCUUAUUCGUACCUUAGAGAGGCUAUGGUAUCUGGGUUAAUGAAAGGGAUUUGCCGUUCAAGCACAGAAUCCGAAGACCGCAUUGGGAGCGUCAAAGUCAGCGUUCCGUCCGAGCACCGAUCCGAAAUCGCCGAGGCUGUCGGCAGGUGGCAUUUUUGCGCUCAUGAUUUUGGUGAUGACGCUCUCCUUAUCGCAGCUAUCCUCAUGUUUAAGCAUGCCUUUAUGAUGCCCGAGCUUGAGCAUUGGCGAAUACCAACAGAUCAACUAACGUCAUUCCUCGUCGCCACGCGGGCUGCCUAUAAUACAUUUGUUCCUUACCACAAUUUUAGGCAUGCCGUCGACGUCCUUCAGGCUACUUUCAACUUUCUUGUUCAAAUUGGAGCGUUACCGCCAUAUCCCUCUCGGUCCGGACCUCCUGUCACACCAACCGAGAAAUCUCCGCUGGCAUAUUUAAUCAAGCCGUUUGAAGCGUUGACUCUUCUUAUAGGAGCAAUCGGUCACGAUGUUGGCCACCCCGGCGUCAAUAAUGGCUUCUUGGUAGUACUUAAUGCACCGUUGGCACAGCUGUAUAAUGACCGGUCCGUUCUCGAGUCCUUCCAUUGUGCAGCAUAUUCGCAGAUUCUUCGGAGAUACUGGCCUAGAGUCUUCGAUGACACGAAAAUGCGACAUCUUUUGGUUAGCUCGAUUUUAGCAACAGACAUGGGCCUCCACUUCGAUUAUAUGAAAAGACUCGGCGACCUUCAAGAGAAGUUGAAAGAGAUUGAUUCAAUCGAUUGCUGGAAUGGACGCAUGAUAGAAGAGCAAACAGCGUUCGUGUGUUCUCUGCUGAUCAAAUGCGCUGAUAUCAGUAAUGUUGCCCGAGAACACCAGACCGCUCUCCAAUGGAUGUAUAUCCUCUGCGACGAGUUUUCCAGACAAUCAACGAUGGAGAACGACAUUGGUAUCCCAUCUUCUCUGAUUGCGCCACCAAAGAAGGAUUUCCUUUCACUAGCCCAGGCUCAGUUGGGGUUCAUGAACAUGUUCGCCAUCCCGCUAUUUCAGGGGAUCGCUGAUGUGCUACCCGCGAUGCAGUAUACUGUUGACGAGCUUGAAAGGAAUAAAUCUCUAUUCGAGAAGACGGUAGAAGAAAUUCCAGGCAUGGGAGACGAGCGAAAGAAGAGAUUAACUGAGGGUAUACUUUCACCUCGUUCAGUGAGCCUAGCGAUCCAGCCGGAACGAGUCGGGUUACCGAAAGAUUCAGAGAUCUGUGACCUAAUUCCGAACCAUGCCGAAUUGAAUAAAGCCGGCUCACAUACUCCUGACCAAUCUUACCACAUUCCCAGCAUUCCAGUGGAAUACAAAGAAAUCAAUGGCGUCUCCCCCGGCUUUGACAACAUCGCAGAUUUUGCCGCAAGCGAUCCAUUUGGCAUCAACGAGUCGGAAAAUAAAUUGAUUGGGCACAAUGGGAAGCAACGUUGUAGCGAGACUACAGAUGGGAGUAGCUCGGUACCGACGGGAGAUUGGCAAUCGCAAGCCACUAGCGCCACCACGGGCAAGAUGCCUCUCUCACCGAGCACUCAGGGCACCAGCAUCGUCAGCCAAGAAUCCAUGGAACGCGAGCGCCCGUGCAAUCUACCCGUCACCACGAUCACGGCACCUGACUCCCGUAUGAUAGCGCCGAUGAUGGGUUUCGACUCAGCCAAUUCGGAGGAGGAUUCUAAUGGGAAUACCCUUAAACCUGAACCCGAGAGAGCACUGAAAAAGAAGGGCAGCAGAUUCAGGAUGAACGUUUCGACAUUCUUUCGUAGGAAUAAGGGUGCGAGUUCGCCAUCAUCCGGUGGUUCUUGAAUCAAUCUAAACAUGAUACACCAAGCAUCAGGGUGCUACGAGGUACGAACAAACUUUAUUAAUCACAUGAGUCGAACGACGCGACAAUAUCGACACACGCUUCCGAAUAUAUAUACACACAUAUAUU
This is a messenger RNA of Annulohypoxylon maeteangense, 2902 nucleotides long. RefSeq names its product HD-domain/PDEase-like protein. The transcript is spliced from 4 exons. The record is from RefSeq and is a predicted model, not a curated record. Gene Ontology annotation, biological process: signal transduction. Gene Ontology annotation, molecular function: 3',5'-cyclic-nucleotide phosphodiesterase activity. NCBI's taxonomy places the organism in Eukaryota, Fungi, Ascomycota, Sordariomycetes, Xylariales, Hypoxylaceae. The coding region runs from base 190 to 2775 and encodes 861 amino acids.